GCAGAGCGACAGCAGGAUGUGUGAAGGGCCAUCCAGGAUUUCUGGACCCAUUCCUCCAGACCCUACGCUCUUUCCAAACUAUUACAAACGUCCCUUCUCAGCUCGAGGGAGGCUGGAAGGGAAUGCUCAGAAGCUGGAUUUUACCUCUGGUUCGCUGGACCCAGUUCCCAACCCAUACCCUGCUUUGGGCAGUGCCCGCCAGGUCCAGCCAGCCCCUCGCAUUCGUCCCAGUGGAAAGGACUUCCUGGAGAAGGGACAGAAGGGGACACUCAGUCUCUUGCUGCAGCUCGAAGGGAUCUCCCUUGACGGGGGACUGCCAGUCAAGAGGAAAGAGUCCAAGGACCAUGAGAAGGAAAAUGUGAGGCGAAUAAAGGAGAUUCAGAAGAAGUGCAAAGAGAAGGAGCGAGCCCAAGAGCGCAGUCAGCCCAAGCCUGUGAAAGCUCUGUGGAAAUCCCAGAAAUAUGAAAACGUGGAGUCAAAGGUGAAGGCCAAACUGCAGGAGAGCUCCCCACCUCCAAAUCCAGAGGCUCUGAAAUUCCUGAGGGCAUAUUCUCGCUGUGGCCCUGGGAUCAAGCCAUGCAGACCGCUUUCCCCAGGGCCUGCCAGAACGAAAGCUGGGGCAGACACAGAGGCUCCCGAGGCGCUGGGUGCUGAAACCAAGAUCCAGGUGGAGGGCAAGAGCAUUGACUUCAUUAAGCACAACGCCCGCAACGCCAAGCGGGCCCCGCUGCGGCGCUCCCAGUCCCUGCAGGCACUGGCCGAGCUGCUGGAACAGAAGCACCGGGAGCAGGAGGAGUACAACGCCAAGCAAAAGGGCCACGUCCCCCAGUACCUGCUGGAGAGGAAGGAGCUGUGGCGCAGACAGACGGAGGAGCGGCUGCGAAACCUGCCAGAUCCCGACAUGCCGCCUGGUCAUACCAUGAUGCCGGAGGGCCAGCGGCUGGAGACCCUCAGCAAUCUGAAGCAGAGCCAGGAGCAGCUGAUAAAGGACCUGGUGAUGCUGCCAGUGCGUUCAGACACCCUCAGCAUGCAGAAGAGACGGGUAGAGCUGGAGAGGAAGCUCUCCCAGAUAGAGGAGGCCAUCAAAAUUUUCUCGAGGCCCAAGGUUUUCAUCAAGCUGGACUCCUGAGCCGGUGGGGCUGGGUGUGCUGUGCUGCUCUGCGCGAACAUCCUUCAUCGCUGGGAAGGAACGAUCGUCACUUUGAGAGGGAAGGAAAGGAAGGCAAGUUCAGGACCCCAGACCCACACAGAUGCCGAUACGGCAUCCAACGUGCAGCCGGCAUUUCUUGCUCACCCUUCAGUGCUGUGUCUCAUCCAGGGAAAAGGGAGGGAGAUGCCCUAAUUUAUUCUCCGCUGUGUGGUCUGGAGGACAGUUGUCUCUGUGCUGCUUGACUUCUCAGAGAUCAGCUUUCUGCUCUGGAUCCGUGGCAUCACCUUUUAUUUUCUCAUUUUUUCCCACAUGUGGAAGGCGGUAGGAGCUCUCCCAUGCUGCUGCCUGUGGUGUUCCUUGUCCCCCUCGUUCUCCUGAGCUGGGCCAUGGUCAUGGCUCAUUCUGGGCACCUGCAGACUUGUCUGCACACAAACCUCGCGCUGUACGUGGGCUGUUUGUGCCCCAGUACCUAUCCCACUCACGCAGCUGGUGCCUCUGCACCUUCUGACCUGCUGGCUGGGCUCAGCAGCUUGGGGACAGUUUGGGGACAACGAAGAGGCGCAGAGCUUCAGUCCUUCCUGCCCAGGGAAGAGCUGGGCUGGCUGCAGGGAAAUCUGGCAGGAUGUCUGGAGAAGCCUUUGUUGUCUGCAGGGCAGGACAUGCUCCCAUAAAGCAUCGCUUCCCUCCUUCAGUGUGUGUGCGCAGCUCCUGGUGGGCUCAGCGGGGCCUGAGGAGUGGCGGUGGGCAGCGGAAACCAGCAGCGUUGACGUAGUGCAGGCAGGGGGAGAGCCAUGGGUCCUGGUCCCACUUUCUGCAGAAGCCUGAAAUGGCCAGGGGAGGUA
Molecule: messenger RNA, 1992 nt
Organism: Gavia stellata (red-throated loon)
Lineage: Eukaryota; Metazoa; Chordata; Aves; Gaviiformes; Gaviidae
Gene: ENKD1
Product: enkurin domain containing 1
Exons: 7
Coding region: 17-1129 (370 amino acids)
Cellular component (GO): cytoplasmic microtubule
Source: RefSeq, a predicted model, not a curated record